Gadus morhua (Atlantic cod) is the source of this 3931-nucleotide messenger RNA. RefSeq lists its product as uncharacterized. The transcript has 4 exons. Lineage: Eukaryota; Metazoa; Chordata; Actinopteri; Gadiformes; Gadidae. The coding region runs from base 237 to 3761 and encodes 1174 amino acids. The record is from RefSeq and is a predicted model, not a curated record. Gene Ontology annotation, molecular function: zinc ion binding; protein binding.
CUCGCGCUCCAGAUAUCCACCAGCACGCAAUUUCCGGCGUGUGGGUUGAUGUUUCUGUCUGCAGCGGAAGUGCUUGUGGGUGGAUGUCUGGAGUGUGUUGGUGGAUGUCUGCAGCCAGACCCCUCUCUCAUGUUGAGGAAACGAAACCUAAAGCACCCCGACGUGUAAACUGUUCUCUCUUUCAGGAGAUAAUAACACGCAUUAAAUAGUCCGACAGACAGAAACAACAACAAGGAAUGGCCUCUGCCAACGCUUCCUGGUCUGAAGAGAACCUUUCAUGUUCCAUCUGUCUAGAUGUGUUCAACAGUCCAGUUUCUACACCAUGUGGACACAACUUCUGCAGAACCUGUAUUACAAAGUACUGGGAUGAACAAGUCAAGUUCAAAUGUCCCGUUUGCAACAAGCUUUUUGACACAAGACCUGAUCUACAGGUCAAUACCCUCUUUUCAGAGAUGGUUGAUCGAUUUGGAACGUCCGUACGAGUAAAAGAGCAGCCUUGUGUUGAACCAGCAGAAGUCCCCUGUGACGUCUGUACUGGGACCCAGCUGAAGGCCGUGAAGUCCUGCCUAGUGUGUUUUAUCUCUUACUGCCAAACCCACCUGGAGCCACAUCAGAGAGUCGCAGUCCUGAAGAAACAUCGGCUGGUCGAGCCAAUGGACCGUAUGGAAGACAGGAUGUGUAAGAAACACGACAGACUUCUGGAGCUUUUCUGUCAGACUGAACAGUUGUGUGUGUGUCAGUUCUGCACAGAGACAGACCACAAGUUCCAUCCUGUUGUACCUCUUAAGGAGGAAUAUGAAGUGAAGAUGGCCCAGCUGGGGAAGAUAGAGGCUGAAGUCCAGCAAAUGAUCCAAGAGAGACUAAAUAAUAUUCAGGAGAUUAAAAACACAGUCAAACACAGCAAAGCAGAUGCAGACAGAGAGAUAGCCGAUGGUGUGCACAUCCUCACUGCACUGAUGCGCUGCAUUGAAAAGUGUCAUGAUGAUCUGAACCAUAUGAUUAAAGAGAAACUAAAAUCCACAGAGAAACAAGCUGAAGACCUCAUCAAAGAGCUGGAGCAGGAAAUAGAAGAUCUGACAAAUAGAAGCUCAGAGGUGAAGCAGCUCUCACACACUGAAGACCACCUCCACUUCCUCCAGGCCUUCAGAUCCCUGAAGGAUCCUCCACCCACCAGGGACUGGACCACGGUGGAGGUCCGUCCUCCGUCAUACGUAGGGACCUUGAGGAGAUCCCUUGAUCAGCUGGAGGAGACACUGAACAUGGAGAUGAAGAAGCUGCGUGAUGCUGAACUGAAGAGGGUCCAGCAGUAUGAAGUAGAUGUGACUCUGGAUCCUGAUACAGCUCAUCCCUGUCUCAUCCUGUCUGAGGAUGGGAAACAAGUACAUGAGGGAGAUGUGAGGAAGGUCCUCCGAGACAACCCUAAGAGAUUUACAAAGAGUAUAUGUGUUCUCACAAUGCAGAGCUUCUCAGGGAGAUUUUACUUUGAGGUUCAGGUUAAAGACAAGACUGCGUGGUAUGUAGGAGUGGCAAGAGAGUCCAUCAACAGUAAAGAUCUGAUCAUAGAGAUCCCCGAGAAUGGUUACUGGACUCUCUACUCCAACAAGGAUGGGUUGGUAUUUAAAGAUGACCCUUCUGUCCGUCUCCCUCUGAGAGCUGAGCUCCAGAAGGUGGGGGUGUUUGUUGAUUAUGAUGAGGGUCUGGUCUCCUUCUACGAUGUGGAAGCCAGGGUUCAUAUCUACUCUGCUACUGGCUGCAGCUUUACAGAGCCUCUCUAUCCAUUCCUCAGUCCAGGUUUCUAUAAUUAUGAAGGUAUAAACUCUGCCCCCCUGAUCAUCUCACCUGUCAAUCAUAACUCUGGGCUCUGCCAUGUGCAGAAAUACUCAGACGACACUGCGAUAGUUGGCUGUAUCAAGGAUGGAAGGGAGGGAGAGUACAGGAGCCUGGUUGAGGACUUUGUGAGGUGGUGCAGGUCCAACCAUCUGCAGCUGAACUCCUCCAAGACCAAGGAGAUGGUGGUGGACUUCAGAAGGAAGAAACCACAUCUCCUACCCGUGUCCAUCGAGGGGGUCGAUGUGGAGGUGGUCAGGACCUAUAAAUAUCUGGGACUGCAGCUGGACGACAAGCUGGACUGGACUAUGGCCUCUGCUAACACAUCCGGGUCUGAAGAGAACUUUUCAUGUUCCAUCUGUCUAGAUGUGUACAACAGUCCAGUUUCCACACCAUGUGGACACAACUUCUGCAAAACCUGUAUUACAAAGCACUGGGAUGAAAAAGUCCAGUUCAAGUGCCCUCUUUGCAACAAGGCUUUCAAAAGAAAACCUGAUUUACGGAUUAAUACCCUCUUAUCAGAGCUGGCCGCUCAGUUUCAAACAUCCAAACGAGUAAAAUAUCAGGUCUGUGUUAAACCUGGGGAAGUUCCCUGUGACGUAUGUACUGGGACCCAGCUGAAGGCUGUGAAGUCCUGCCUAGUGUGUUUUAUCUCUUACUGCCAAACCCACCUGGAGCCACAUCAAAGAUUCCCAGUUCUUAAGAAACAUCGGCUGGUCGAGCCUAUGGACCGUCUGGGAGACAUGAUGUGUAAGAAACACGACCGACUUCUGGAGCUCUUCUGCCAGACUGAACAGGUGUGUGUGUGUCAGCUCUGCACAGAGACAGACCACAAGUCCCAUCCUGUUGUACCUCUAAAGGAGGAAUAUGAAGUGAAGAUGGCCCAGCUGGGGAAGAUAGAGGCUGAAGUCCAGCAGAUGAUCCAGGAGAGACUAAAUAAUAUUCAGGAGAUUAAAGACACAGUUAACCGCAGCAAAGCAGAUGCAGACAGAGAGAUAGCCGAUGGUGUGCACGUCCUCACUGCUCUGAAGCGCUCCAUUAAAAAGUACCAGGAUGACGUCAACCGAAUGGUUAAAGAGAAACUGAAAUCCACUGAGAAACAAGCUGAAGACCUCAUCAAAGAGCUGGAGCAGGAAAUAGAAGAUCUGACCAAUAGAAGCUCAGAGGUGAAGCAGCUCUCACACACUGAAGACCACCUCCACUUCCUCCAGGCCUUCAGAUCCCUGAAGGAUCCUCCACCCACCAGGGACUGGACCACGGUGGAGGUCCGUCCUCCGUCAUACGUAGGGACCUUGAGGAGAUCCCUGGAUCAGCUGGAGGAGACACUGAACAUGGAGAUGAAGAAGCUGCGUGAUGCUGAGUUGAAGAGGGUCCAGCAGUAUGAAGUAGAUGUGACUCUGGAUCCUGAUACAGCUCAUCCCCGUCUCAUCCUGUCUGAGGAUGGGAAACAAGUACAUGAUGGAGGUGUGAGGAAGGAACUCCCAGACAACCCUAAGAGAUUACCAAAAAACAUAUGUGUUCUCACGAGGCAGAGCUUCUCCUCAGGUAGAUUUUACUUUGAGGUCCGGGUUAAAGACAAGACUGCGUGGUAUAUAGGAGUGGUCAGAGAGUCCAUCGACAGAAAAGAUCUGAUCAUAGUGACCCCUGAGACGGGUUACUGGACUCUCUUCUCCUACAAGGAUAGGUUGGUAUUUAAUGAUAACCCUGAUGUCCGUCUCCCUCUGAGAGCUGGGCUCCAGAAGGUGGGGGUGUUUGUUGAUUAUGAUGAGGGUCUGGUCUCCUUCUAUGAUGUGGAAGCCAGGGUUCAUAUCUACACUGCUACUGGCUGCAGCUUUACUGAGCCUCUCUAUCCACUCCUCUGUCCAUGGUCCUGGAGAUAUGGAGGUAACAACUCUGCUCCCCUGAUCAUCUCACCUGUCAAUCAAACAGACUAGGACCUUUGUUUGAUGAUAAAAUAAUCAAACGACCAAAACAACUAAUGCUGUUUCAUGAAUUAGAAUCUCUACCAUGUGAGAUCUGAGAGAACUGUAUCCAUAUCUUACUGCUGUCAUAGAACAAGGGGUGAUUCAGUAGGAAGUUAACCCUGACUAUUAUAAAUGAUAAC